Prunus armeniaca (apricot) is the source of this 867-nucleotide messenger RNA. The record is from the annotation of a GenBank genome assembly. NCBI's taxonomy places the organism in Eukaryota, Viridiplantae, Streptophyta, Magnoliopsida, Rosales, Rosaceae.
AUGCUGGUGGAACUAGGAAUCCAAUCUGUGGAAAUCCUGGGAGAUUCAAUGCUGGUAUUAAAACAGAUUGCUGGGGAAUACAAGUGUCUUAGUCCUUCUCUAGCUGUAUAUUUAGUGGCAGCUAGGAAUCUUCUGACAGAAUUUAGAAAAGCUACUUGGGAACACAUCCCAAGGGAGGAAAACUGUGCAGCCAAUGAACUGGCCCAAGUAGCAACAGGUAUACAAAUGCCUAAAGACUGUGUACAGAGGAUCAUCAAGGUGGGAAAGAAAAGCCUGCCAUCAGUUUUGACCAGGGGGAUGGAGAUAGAUGUCAAUUCUGCCAUAAUCAUUGAAGAUGAUUGGAGAAAUCCUAUCAUAACCUACUUGCAGUAUCCAACCUUACCUUCUGAAAAAAGAGUCAGAAUCAUGGCUUUGAACUAUCUUAUGUGGAAUGAAGAUUUGGUCCGAAAGAGUAAGGAUGAGGUGCUUUUAAGGUGCCUCAGAAAGAAAGAAUACAUGAAAGUCAUGGGGGAAAUUCAUGAAGGAAUCUGUGGAGCCCAUCAAGGUGGGAGGAAAAUGUGCUGGUUAAUUAGAAGGUAUGGCUACUUCUGGCCAACCAUGAUGAAAGAUUGCAUUGACUAUUCCAAGGGGUGUGAGUCUUGUCAAAGACACGGCCUAAUCCAGCAGACUCUUUCAGUUCUCAUGAAUCCAGUGGUAAAGCCAUGGCCCUUUCGAGGAUGGGCAAUGGACCUCAUUGGCAAGAUCUAUCCAGCCAGCAGCCAGCAGCAUUGUUUUAUCAUUGUUGCCACAGACUAUUUCACUAAGUGGGUAGAAGCCAAGCCUGUUAAAUCCACUACAUCCCAAGAGAUCAUCACUUUCAUAGAAUAA